Molecule: messenger RNA, 6806 nt
Organism: Alosa sapidissima (American shad)
Lineage: Eukaryota; Metazoa; Chordata; Actinopteri; Clupeiformes; Clupeidae
Gene: zdhhc5a
Product: zinc finger DHHC-type palmitoyltransferase 5a
Exons: 13
Coding region: 2562-5039 (825 amino acids)
Biological process (GO): protein palmitoylation
Molecular function (GO): palmitoyltransferase activity
Source: RefSeq, a predicted model, not a curated record
UUCGAAAAAUGUAACUGGUUAAAAGACGAAAAGGCGUUGGAAGCUAGUCAGUCUUAACAACCUGGGUUAAGUAAACCGAAAAUCAUUCUUAUAGGGUGAGAAACAGCUCGUUAUAGUCGCAGCGAGAUAUGGAUACACGCAAAGCUACCGAAUGAAACAAUAGUCCAUGCUGUGUUCCUUUCACAAAGUAAAUGUCAUUACAUUUUGAUGGGAAAAGCUAAAGCUAGAUGGCUAAUAGCUAAAGCUAGGUGGUUAGGUAUGCUAUCAAAGCUAGCUAGCUUUUCAGUAAGUUAGCUUGCUAACAACCCAGAUGCGCUGGUUACCAAACAUUAACACUACUAAGUUAAUGUUAGCUUAAUGACUAAACAUGCUAUGUGUUUUGGUCUGACAAGAUUUAAUACAGAAGGUUGGUACGGACUGAUACAAAAUCUACAUCAUACCAUCACAGGCGAUCCGAAGAGCAAUUCCUGUUUCUUUUGGACGACAUAACGUGAGAAGAAUUGGAGUGCCUGUCAGCAACACGACGCCUCAGUCACGGAAGAGCGUGUGUUUUCUCAGGCAGGCUGCAGUGUCCUCACAACUCCAACUGUUGGACCUGUUGGACUUAUCUCCCAUUUAAGGGAUUAGCUCCAUCUCUCUCACACACUCUUACUAACACACGGACACUCGCCAGGUCCCUAAAGCACCAGGAAUCCUAAGUGCUCCCCACAUUCCCACAAUUUUGAGCCACGGGAAGGAGGUGUCGGAAUGGCUCGGGGUGUUCUCCCAGAAGUGUAUCUUAUCAAGCUGAUUACAUAACCCUACUCCCCGCGACUUGUCCCCCCACCUUCUAAGAGACAACAGCUGGGCUUGACCUAAACACCAAGAGGAAAUCCUCAACCACACCCCAGAGGACUGGCUGUGUGCCACCUUUUGUUUUGUUUGUUUUUUUUGUUUGUUUGUUUUUAACCAAAUUCAAUCUGCCAUCUGUCGCCAUUGUGGAAAAAAAAACUCCUCAGCUUACUCCACGUUUGGGGACAGUGUGUGUCUGUGUGUGCAUUGAGAGAGCUCUCUGUGAGGAAAGAGUGCGUUUGUCACUGAGGGUAGUGGCUGGAGGCUGCCGCCCCUUCCUUUGCCUUCCUCUCUGCCGUCUGCAGCGCAAGCUAUCCUAACCUGUGGGCUCAGCAGGUGUCUGCCCCCUGUGAAGGCUGAAUGGGCAUUGAGGAUCUGUCAGGGCACCUGUGGUUCUCUGCAGAACUCUGGGGCCCUUGCCCACCACAUGCGUCCCCCCCUGUGAGAGCAGCUGCUGUGGGGUUUGUUUAGUAGUCACUGCCCUGCCUGUUGGAUUGGGGAAUGAGUCAUCUUCGGACAAGCAGAACUUGGGAUCGAUCCAGAAGCGAGCUAAAGAAGGACUGGAGUGAAAAGCCCAUCCCUGAACAACCAAAGUCAUCCAUCCUGUUUGUAUCUCUCUUUAUCUAUCUCUCUUUAUCUAUCUCUCUUUAUCUAUCUCUCUUUAUCUAUCUCUCUUUCUUUUCUUUUCUUUGCUCCCCCUCUUCGUCCUUAUAUCCAUCUCCAUUUCACUUUGUCUUUCGUGUACCAAACGUGUUCCUGACGGUCAAAGCCCCAUAACUACAUAGGCCACGUGCUGCUGAUAGCGCCACAGAAGUCUAGCGUUAGCUUUUGUUUUAUCAGCUCCACCAGUUUGGGUCACCCUCUACCUCUGCUCAUCUUGGUACUGUAACACUGUCACACAGCAGAACCAAAUCAACUUGCUCAAUAUUUGUCACUCUAGGUGUGACGCUGACAAUUAAGUUGUUCCAUCUUACUUGCUGAUUGGCAUAGAUUUACUAGAACUUGGAGACCUACUUCCUUGAAAGGAAGAGUGACUCCAUCCAGAAUUUAGGCCUAUGUGAUUUUUCUUACUGACGUUUUGCCUGGGUGUAUCAGUUGUUUUCAUUGUUUUAUUUUUAAAACCAAAUAUUCUAAUUUAAGCCAUAUGGCAAAUCUAUAUUGAUGAAUUGCCGUUGCACUAUUCUUUUAUCACUAAGCCUUUUUUUGCUUUUAUCUUGCAUUAUUUAGUGCAUUUGUCACCAAAAAAAUCAGUUUGUGUCAAGUAUAUCAGCCAUUAAAGCAGCUCCACUAUCUUCCACUUAUCCUCUGAUCAACUCCCUGUAAAGCUGUACAUUUCAAAAGACAAAUCCAAUAUCUAGCUAAUCCAAGGAGAAGUGCUGCCUCAUACAACUCAUACAUGUUUGGGGCAUUUUUAUUUUUCAAGUAAGUGCCCGGACCACAACUUUGAUAUUUAAAGAGGAGAAAGUCGCCCUCCCCUCUAUAUUCUUCUUCAUUUUCUGCUUCUUUCCACCCAGUCGUCCUGUCUCUUGACCAUGCUAAAGCCCCCGAGCCGAUGUAGAGGGACACGUGUUGUGCUCCUUCUCUAACCAUUUUGGGUUCUCUUUUCCCUACGCCUUGUGUUCUCCCUCUUCAUCGCUUUCCAGUCCACUUGCACACCCUCUGUGUGAGUGAGUGUUUGUGUGUGUGUGUGCGUGUUUGCGGCUGUGUUGCUGUUCAGCCGGGUGUAGGUGAUGGCGGGUGGCAGUAAGAGUGGAGGGGGUGUGGCCGGCCCCUCUCCCCCGCCACACGCCUCGGUUCCACACCGACCCUUCCGGCCGAGCCGCUAUGUCCCCGUCUCCGCGGCGACUGCCUUCCUGGUGGGAUCGACCACACUCUUCUUCUGCUUUACGUGUCCAUGGCUGUCGGAAAAGUUCUCUGUUGCAGUACCCAUUUAUAAUGGAGUCAUCUUCCUCUUUGUGCUGGCCAACUUCUGCAUGGCCACCUUCAUGGACCCUGGCAUCUUUCCCAGAGCGGAGGAGGACGAGGACAAGGAGGAUGAUUUCCGGGCUCCCCUCUACAAAACAGUUGAGAUUCGGGGGAUUCAGGUGCGCAUGAAGUGGUGCUCCACCUGCCGUUUCUACAGGCCCCCACGCUGCUCUCAUUGCUCCGUCUGUGACAACUGUGUGGAGGACUUUGACCACCACUGCCCAUGGGUGAAUAACUGCAUUGGGCGCAGGAACUACCGGUAUUUCUUCCUGUUCCUGCUGUCGCUUACCACACACAUCAUGGGCGUGUUUGGCUUCGGCCUGCUCUUCAUCCUUUACCACACACAGGAGCUCGACCAAGCGCACUCCGCCGUCACUAUGGCAGUCAUGUGUGUGGCAGGGCUGUUCUUCAUCCCGGUGGCUGGCCUCACCGGCUUCCACAUCGUACUGGUGGCACGGGGAAGGACCACUAAUGAGCAGGUAACUGGGAAGUUUAGAGGGGGUGUAAACCCUUUCACUAACGGCUGCUGGAGGAACGUUUCACAUGUGCUCUGCAGCUCCCAGGCCCCAAGGUACCUGGGCAGGAAGAGAAAGUCUCUGGCAGUAGCUGUACAACCACCCUUCCUCCGGCCACAGCUCUCGGACUCGCAGCUCACUGCCAAGGUGCUCGAUAACGGUAUCUUAGGCGACAUGCACCGGUCUAAGAGUAGUUUGGAGAUGAUGGAGAGUCAGUCAGCUGAUGCUGAGCCACCACCUCCCCCCAAACCAGAGCUACGCUACCCUGGUCUCUCCAGAGGGCCCGGUAGCCACAGUGAAGAGAGCAGCCUGUUGAAUAAAGCUCCCCCCACGCCCACCAUGUACAAGUACAGACCUGCCUACAGCAGCCCAGGAAAGAACCACACCGCCCUCACCCACGCCUAUGCCAACCAGAUGAGUCGUGGGGACAGUCUGAAGGAGUCAUCUUCCCUGUUGCAGUCGAGCCAGCAGCCGGGCUACCGCUCCGAGCCCAGCCUGGACGGUGGGGUAGGGGAGCGGGGCGGAGGCUCUGAGAGGUCAGUGGGCUCUGGUGGGGGGGCAGCGGGCCCGGGCAUCCCUGGGUACUCCCUUGGCGGGCGCUCGUACCCCUCGUUCUCGGACGCCACGGCCCUGUCGGGUGGUGCCGGCGGGCCUUCUCGCUCUUCGUCCAGCGUGCGCUCGGGCCAGGCGGGCGCUGGCGUGGCCUCCGAGGCCACCACCUCCGCCAGCUACAAGAGCCUGGCCAAUCAGACGCCACCGGUGCCGCUCAACGGCAGCCUGUCGUACGAUAGCCUCCUCACGCCCUCUGAGAGCCCUGACCUGGAACCGAGCAGCACGGCGCCGGCCAGCUCGGCCGCCGCGUCGGAGCUGUCGCCGGGCCGCCCACGCACACCCGUGGCCCUGGGCUACAGCUCGCCGUACCUGUCAGCGCAGAUCGCACAGCAGCGGGAGGUGGAGCUGCACCAGCCGUCGGGGCUGCUGGGCUCUCCGCACCGCGCCGCCUACCUGCGCGCUGCCGCUUCCUCCUCUUCCUCCAGCAGCCCCCCGCCUCACGCCCCCCUGUCCCUGGACCCGCACCCCCACCACCACGCUCACCACCACCACCACUCGCACCACCACCCCCCGCCUGCGGCCCUGCCGUCUUCCACCUCCUCCAACGCUGCCUCAUCUGCCUCCUCGUCCGCUGGCCCUCACCACCACCACCACCACCAUCACCACCACCACCAUCACGGCCAGCGCGCCCCCCGCUUCUCACGCCCCCCGCUGCUGUCUGAUUCGGGCCCUCCCCCCGCCUACCCCUACCGCACACGCUCCACCGAGGCCCCCCCCAGCACCCACCCACCCCGCUCGCCUCACCCCCCGCCGCUGGGCAAGUCCCUGUCCUACUCCAGCGCGGCGGCCGCCGAAAUGCAGUACCGCAUGGUGCGCAAGGCCUCUGCCUCGGCUGGCGGCGUCGGGGCCGGAGGCGGCAUGGGGGGCAUCCAGGCUCCGAAGGACGAAAUUCAAAUGAAGUCCUACAGCCGAACUAAUGGCCAGCCCAAAUCAUCCCUCUCCCAAUCACCUGCCUCUUCGACCCCCUCCUCACCCUCCCAUCCAAUCAGUGUCUCCACCCGCCCUGGACAGGCCUAUCCCAGCACAGCUGCCACUCAGAGUCCCGCCCACAAGCCCGGGGGCGGGGUAAAGAAAGUGACUGGUGUUGGUGGAACCACUUAUGAGAUUUCAGUCUGAGUGACUUGAGUGACUAUGUUCCUCAGCCAGCAUCAAGAACAGACUCCCUGGAGCUGCUGGAACUGUAGUGAAACUCUAAUGUUAGGGGAGGGGUGGGACACAAGGAUGACAGUUGGUGGACAAAAAUAACCACACUUCUAGAGGAGGCCAUAACUUCUCUGAAUGACUUCUAUCACCCUCCUCCAAUCUCCCAACCCCUUCCCCAAAUCCCUCACGCUGCUGUGGACUCGAUCUCACCUUUCCAAUGUUGUUUUCCAAAGGAGGACUUUCCACAACCAAAAUGGCUGGGUUUUGCCAGCUCAGACUGUCAGCUGGAGUGUAAUAAUGACUAAUGUUUGAUGCGCCGACACUGGGAGCCAAUCACAGAUCGUUAGAGGCGGGUCUCCUUCAUCUGUCCUCCAAUGAGGUGUGACUGCUUUGACUGGGUUGCCUUUCUUAAACAUUCUACAAGAAACAAAAAAACAAGAAGAUUCCUUUAAUGUGUGUAAAAUGACUCCUCGUCUGGUCUGUACAAAAAGAAUUGGUUUGGGGAGGGGUUGUUGUUUUUUGCUCCCUUGGUUUUCCACCAGUUACAUGGGGACUUACUGGCAUGCUAUAGCCAUUUAGGACCACUGUGAUACUGGCUACUUGCCAUGAUGCCUCUGUGUAUUGACCAAUCAGUAGUGGAUGAACAGAAGAGCAAGGGCACACUAUUUGCAUUGAGCUUUGAGAUGGAACAGCCAAUGUCUGCUAGUGUUUUUUGGGGCAGUUGCCUGGUGAAUCAAGGAGAAAUAUUGUUUUAUUUUAUUUAAUUUUUAAAUGUUAUUUUAUAUGAAUUUAUAUAAAGCUAUUGAUAAGAUCAAUAUUUCCUCUUUUUUUUUUUUUUACAACGGCUGAUAUGAGAUUUUAAUCAGCACCGGAUUUUUAGCUAAUCAAAAAAAAAAAAAAAAAAAAAAAAACAGACCUUUGUUUAAUGGACUGGACCUUUCUGUCAUUUACAGAAGGUGAGCAUGUUGCCUCAAUCUAACAAAGGGUUUGAACACAGAUCUAGAUUUCAGCCAAUGGGGGGGAUUUCACCCUGGUGAUUGAUAUGUAGCAUUUUCAUGCAUUUGAUACAGAAACCCAUGCUGAUGUUGGGUUGUAUUUCCUGGAUUCGGUUGUAUACGUUUUGGUCUGCGCCUUGAAAGUAUGCAACUUGUCUUUUCCCCUUCCCUCAUUUUGCUUUUUUAUCUGCUGUCUCUCCUGUUGCCUUGUAGUCUUACUAGUCAGUUGGUAUUCAGCAGCUUACUACACAUGCUUGCAUCGCCAAGCCAUAGAGAGACAAGAGAACCAUAUUAGCCAGUCCUGAUUGGUUAUGGUUAGACCACUGUAAAAUACAUUCUCAUUUGGACUUUGAGAAUACAUUCUCAAACGGACUUUGAAAUCAGUUUGAGGGAGUAGUUUUCUUUUUUUAAUUUAAGCUCUUUUUUAUUUUCUCACAGUGAUUUGCAGGCAUUACGCAGGGCGCUAUAGAUCUAUCCAACAAUCGAUAGAAAAUACAGGAUUUGGCGUCCACAAAGUUGGACCUCGUGCACAUUGCCCCUUGAGAUAUCCAGGUGUUUGGACAGGUAAUAUGUGGCCAGUGGAUGCACCUGCCAGACAAGAUGGUGAAGAGAGUAGUCUGCAGGAAGGCAGGAACAUGGCAAAUAUGGGAGGGAAGUAUACUGUAUAGCUCAGUGUGGGUGGAUGUGUGUGUAUGUGCGUGUGGUUGAGAAUUGGUAAUAAAAAAUACUGUUUAUAAAAUGUUAA